AUGCAAACCUCCACCAUCCUCACCAUCGCCAUCGCGGCGCUUCUCCAGGGCGCGACCGCCGUUCCCGCACCAGAGAUAACCUCGUCACCCACCUCUCUCCCAGGACACUACGUCUGCACCUCCAUCACCACCAUCACCACGACCCAGCCACCCAUAUUCCAAUGUCUACCCGUGUGCUCCACGCCAUCGAGCGUCUGCUCCCCGGGCGAACCGACCGCGAAGCCGUUCCCCACCAUCACCACGACCCCGUCGCCCGGGUGCACUGCCUCCGUUGUCGUCGUCGAGGGCGGUUGUGAUCAUUGUCCUACUUGCCACCUCCCGAACCCGACUGCUUAG
Molecule: messenger RNA, 336 nt
Organism: Annulohypoxylon maeteangense
Lineage: Eukaryota; Fungi; Ascomycota; Sordariomycetes; Xylariales; Hypoxylaceae
Exons: 2
Coding region: 1-336 (111 amino acids)
Source: RefSeq, a predicted model, not a curated record